Aspergillus mulundensis is the source of this 435-nucleotide messenger RNA. RefSeq lists its product as uncharacterized. The transcript has a single exon. Bases 1 to 435 code for a protein of 144 amino acids. Lineage: Eukaryota; Fungi; Ascomycota; Eurotiomycetes; Eurotiales; Aspergillaceae. The record is from RefSeq and is a predicted model, not a curated record.
AUGGUCCACCAGUUGAGGCCAAUGGCAAACAAACUCGCGCCAACAUUAUACGUCGUAGGAGAGAAGGCAAUGCUGAAUUGGAAUGCGAAGAAGGACCAGGAUGUCCAGGUUCUCUGGUCUGGAGGAGACGGGUCAAGGUCCUUGUUCGACCACUUUCCGAAUUGGCCAGUCUCGAACUCAUCCUGGCCACUCUUUCUAAUUCUGAUUGCAUUCACAAAACUCCGAGGGCUCCAAAAAGCUCGUUUUGCGAUGGUCAUCAUCGAAGGAACCGCCAACUGCUGGCCGUUGAAUCGCCCCUCCCUCGUUCCGGCAGCUUUCCGGGAUCGCCAGCUGAAUAUAAAGCGACAAGGGAAGAUAAACAAUGCAAGACCGGCCAAUGGCUUCCCGCUCGACUAUCGAACCCAAGAUUCUGAUAUUGCUGCAUCGGCGAGAUAG